Molecule: messenger RNA, 1509 nt
Organism: Histoplasma capsulatum G186AR
Lineage: Eukaryota; Fungi; Ascomycota; Eurotiomycetes; Onygenales; Ajellomycetaceae
Product: iron-sulfur assembly protein
Exons: 4
Coding region: 1-1509 (502 amino acids)
Biological process (GO): iron-sulfur cluster assembly; protein processing
Cellular component (GO): endoplasmic reticulum; Dsc E3 ubiquitin ligase complex
Molecular function (GO): iron-sulfur cluster binding
Source: RefSeq, a predicted model, not a curated record
AUGCUCGGCAAAUGGCAAUCGGGAUCAACUAAUCGCCCACAUCCACAACCACAGCAACCUGAGAGCGUUGAAUCCAUCAACAAGUCAAACGCUACCAUUGGGUUCGCGUUGGCGGUGAAGAAUAGGGGAUGCUCAGGGUUAUCUUACCAUCUAGAAUACGUGGAUAAACCCGCGCCAUUUGAUGAGGUGGUGGAGCAAGACGGAGUCAAGAUCUUGAUUGACAGCAAGGCCUUGUUCAGCAUAAUUGGCACUGAAAUGGACUGGCAAGAGGACAGCCUAGCCAGCCGGUUUGUAUUCAAAAAUCCAAAUAUAAAUGCGCUACUAAACAUCUCCAGCAAAGCAACUAUGACAGAACACCUCCCCCCCGACCUCACCCUCCUCCUCACGAUCCGUUUUUCUGCCUCAAUCCCAGAUGUCCUCCUCGAAAUCCCUGACCCAACCCUCCUGACAGCCGCGGGCCUCAAACAACUCAUCCGCCAACAUCUCCCACAGGACCUCUCCACACACCGUCUCCGCCUCAUAUAUGCUGGCAAGGCCCUCAAUGAUACCUCUCCUCUCGCCUCCAGUCUAAAAAUCGCCUCUACCAUACCUGGGAUCGGACAUAAUAACCAUAAGACCUCAUCCCCGUUGCCGGAUUACUCCUAUUUGGUCGGUGCUGGGAAUAGGAAUGUGAAAGACAAAGGCAAAGCACCCGUGCGUGAUCCGCCCACACCACAGCUACGGACGUACAUUCACUGCUCGAUCGGAGAUAUCAUCCUCUCCGCAGCAGAGUUAGAGGUGGAGGCGCGGCUUGCACGUGCGGCGGAAGAAGAUGAUACAGAGGGCUGGGAAGGGACCAAGCGGCCAGUGGUGGAUAGCAAGUCCUCCUCUCUGCUUAUCCCUUCUUCUUCUUCUUCUCUCAACAACCCACCACAAUCCUCCUCCUCGUCAUCGUCCUUAGAUGCUUUUGCUACCGCACCGCGUGGUACCAUUUCCACUUCCACUUCUACACACCAUGGCCACGGCCAGCAGCACGCCCAAUCAGCAUCCACCUCCACCCGUCCAUCACCUACCCCCACUGGUCCCAGAGGCUUCGACCGCUUGUUAGAAGCAGGCUUCACAUCUGCCGAAGUGUCUGCACUGCGCUCGCAGUUCCUCGCCCUCCAGUCCCUCUCGUAUACGCCGGAUACAAUGCCGUCCGGCGCGGAGCUGCGACGCCUUGAAGAUAUAUGGAUGGACGAGGGGGCUUCUGCGGGCUCGAUGGAGAUGGGCGGCAGCGGCAUGGGGACAGGUGGGGCCAGUGGCAGUGGUGAUGCGGGGAUUGCGAAUUAUGGGGUCGGGACAACGUCGGGGGCAGCAGGACCGCUGGAUGACAUGCUGUGGGGUUCGGUGAUGGGGUUCUUUUGGCCGGUGGGGUGUGGGCUGUGGUUGCUAAGGGAGCAGGGGGUUUGGAGUUGGAGGAAGGGGUUGGCGGUUUUUGUGGGGAUUGUGGUUAAUUUUGGGUUUGGGGUCGUGAGGUUUUUGAACUGA